Aspergillus viridinutans is the source of this 819-nucleotide messenger RNA. Its product is annotated as transcriptional activator of ethanol catabolism AlcS. Gene Ontology annotation, molecular function: acetate transmembrane transporter activity. The record is from RefSeq and is a predicted model, not a curated record. The coding region runs from base 1 to 819 and encodes 272 amino acids. The transcript is spliced from 7 exons. Gene Ontology annotation, cellular component: plasma membrane. Lineage: Eukaryota; Fungi; Ascomycota; Eurotiomycetes; Eurotiales; Aspergillaceae.
AUGGACACUGAGAUGGGGCUUAAGAACCAUACGACGAAACCUUCACCUCAAGAGGAGAAAGCCAUGCCUUCUCUAACGACAAUUCCUACAUCCGUCACCCUAUCCGCCGAGCAGUUCGAAAAGCUGUACCUCAGCCCCCUGACCCAGCAGCAGGGAAUGCUCUCGAAGCAGAUGGGCAAUCCUACCCCUUUAGCUCUUGGCGGAUUCGUUAUUACCACCACGCCUUUGUCGUGUUGCCUUAUGGGAUGGAGAGGUGCUACCGGAGCAGGUAUUGCGUUCACUGGUCCGAUUAUCUUUCUCGGAGGCGGCCUGCUCGUCUUGACUAGUAUCCUGGAGUUUAUCCUCGGCAACACCUUUCCAUGCGUUGUCUUCGGCACAAUUGGAGCAUUCUGGUUUGCAUUCGGCUGCACCAUGACUCCCGCGUUCAACGCCGCAGCCCCCUACUCGACCUCCGCUACAGACACAGUAGCGGGCCUCCAUAGUCCCGACUUCAUGAAUACAUACGCCUUCCUCUUCAUCUGGAUGGGCGUUCUCAUGCUCAUCUUCCUGGUCUGCGCUACCCGCACCAACGCGGUCUACGUCGCCAUAUUCGCAACUCUCACUCUUGUCUUCGUCUUUCUCUCCGCGGGGUACUGGCGUCUGGCUGUGGCGGAUGUCCUCGUUGGUAAUCGGUUGAUUGUGGGAGCCGGUGCGUCACUGUUCGUGGCGAGCAUGCUCGGUUUUUAUCUCCUCGUGGCGCAGCUGUUUGACUCGGUGGGGUUCCCUGUCCGUUUGCCUGUCGGGGACUUGAGUAGGCUCUGGGAUCGUCGUGCGAAGUGA